UAAUCAUGUGACGUCACAAAACGCAAUGGCAGCGAGUGGUCUAUCCGUGACGGUCCUAGCUCCAAAUGGAAGAAGACAGACAGUUAAAGUGUCUCCAAAUACACCGUUAUUACAGGUGCUGGAGGAGGUCUGCAAGAAGCAUGGAUUCGAGCCUGACAAUCACGCCUUGAAGUUCCAAAGGACUGUUCUUGACCUGACACUGCAGUGGAGAUUUGCCAACCUGCCCAACAAUGCCAAGCUAGAAGUGGUGCCAAGUACAAGGAAACAAAUCGUAGCUGAUAGUCAGGUGCGGAUUGCGCUGCAGAUGGAGGAUGGCUCUCGUCUCCAGGGUGCCUUUUCUUGUGACAAGACUCUUUGGGAACUCCUGACACAUUUUCCUCAGAUCAGUGUGUCAGAGCUGACCGAGUCUGGGUCCACUCCUGUGUGUGUUUACAUGAGAGAUGAGGUGUGUGGUGAAGAGGCCCUCAAGAAUGCUACUCUGAAGUCUUUAGGCCUUACUGGAGGAAGUGCCAUUGUCAGGUUUUUACAGAAAAAGGACAAAGCACCAGAAGCUUGCAUGGAGACAACUGAAGUCACUGUUGUGCCAGUGCCCCCUGCUGUCAAAAAAUGCCCCCAAAGCUCAACGUCUCAGUUUGACUCCAUUCCUUCUCAUUCUCAAAACUCAGUAUCAGAAGAGACUAUAAAGCCUAAACCUGCUCAGUCACUCAAAACCACCCCGGUGCUCACUCCUGUUUCUUCCACUAGUACACCUCCUGUUCAACAGCAAACAUUGGAGGCUACAAAUCAACCAAAGGUUCCUCCUGUAGUCAGAGGAAUGUCAGAGACGGAUAGUGAGGAGGCAGGGCCAUCAGGGCUGAACUCUCAGUCAUCAUCAUCAUCUUCUGAUCCCAUGGUGCCAUUCAUUCCUUUUUCUGGAGGGGGUCAGCGCCUCGGUGGUCCAGGAGGAAGUGCAGUUGGCCGCAUGCUCUCCUCAUCGCUAUCAUCUUCAGCACUGUCAGCGUCUGCUGUAGAAUCGCCUAAAGCCAAGAAAGCAAAGCCUUCUCAUCAUUCUGCCGCCAAGCCUCAAGCCACUGCCGAAAAGUCAGAUGAGAUUAUGGAUGGAGCAGGAAAGUUCUUGGCGCCAGUGGAGAGAGAGCCUCUCAUCUACCACCUGGAGCGCGUGUCCCAUCGCUCUGAAGAGGAUGCGGAGCUGCCAGAUGAGUUCUUUGAAGUGACUGUGGAUGAUGUACGCAAGCGUUUUGCCCAGCUAAAGAGUGAGAGGAAAUUGUUGGAGGAGGCACCGCUAAUGACUCAAGCGCUUCGAGAAACACAGAUGAAGGAGAAGUUGGACAGAUACCCCAAAGUUGUGCUGAGGAUCCAGUUUCCAGAUCGACAUGUUUUACAGGGCUUCUUCAGGCCCCUCGAAACAGUUGGGGCUUUAACGGAUUUUGUAAGGAGCCACUUGGCGGAUCCGCUGCUCAGUUUCUACCUCUUUAUCACUCCCCCCAAAAAAAUUCUGGAUGAUCCUGCUGUCACACUUUUCCAGGCUGACCUGUUUCCCGGUGCCCUGGUUUACCUUGGCUCUGACGUGAAGACAGAAUUCUAUUUAAAGAGGGAACUCCUCGAAUCCUCGGUCUCGGCUUUGCAAGCAAAUGAAUCGAUUGCCAGCUGUAUGCUCCAGUCGACAAAACAUUCCCCCAAGCCUUCGCCCGAUAAAGAACCGCUGCCUCCUGCAGAGCCAACUGCUGACACUAAAGCGUCCACGCAGAACGAUGAAAAUCAACCGUCAACUCACACAAAGGCUGCUAAGCCUGGCAGAUCCAACCUGGGCAAUGUGCCCAAGUGGCUCAAGCUUCCAGGUAAGAAAUGAGACUGUGAGUGCAACCAAGCCAGAUGUGACACACACACUGCCUCGCAUAGCCAAUAUAUGCACUUGGACCUCAGCUUUGUGACUGCUGUGCACUUAAAUUCAACUUGGAAGAGGCCCGUCACUUUGAACUGUGUGAGGUACUGACUGGUGGAGUGAAGAGUUCAUAUUUGUUAAGAAGACUGAUGUGAUUUCAUUCUGGUUGAUGUGUGAAGAAAGACUGCUGGAUGUGUUUUAUUCCACACAGUUUAAGAAUUAAAUAUGCUGUUUGAACAGU
Molecule: messenger RNA, 2123 nt
Organism: Syngnathus acus (greater pipefish)
Lineage: Eukaryota; Metazoa; Chordata; Actinopteri; Syngnathiformes; Syngnathidae
Gene: aspscr1
Product: ASPSCR1 tether for SLC2A4, UBX domain containing
Exons: 17
Coding region: 26-1849 (607 amino acids)
Biological process (GO): signal transduction
Molecular function (GO): protein binding
Source: RefSeq, a predicted model, not a curated record